AUGGAGACCCUCACAGCCGUGAUGAAGAGCGUGGAUGCGUCUGUUGAGACCACAGUGUUCGACUAUGAGGAUUCAGUGCCAUGUGAAAAAGUCAACAUCAGGGAGCUGGGAGCCCAGUUCUUGCCUCCGCUGUACUGCCUGGUGUUCGUGGUUGGUCUGCUGGGCAAUGUGGUGGUGGUGGUCAUCCUCACAAAAUAUAAGAGGCUCUGGAUUAUGACCAACAUCUUCCUGCUCAAUUUGGCCAUUUCUGACUUGCUCUUUCUAAUCUCUCUGGUAUUCUGGAUUCACUAUGCUAUGUGGAAUGAGUGGGUUUUUGGUUCCUUCAUGUGUAAAUUCCUCUCUGGGCUUUAUUACAUGGGCUUAUAUGGUGAGAUCUUUUUCAUCAUCCUGCUGACCAUAGACCGGUACCUGGCCAUCGUCCACGCCGUGUUUGCCUUACGAGCCCGGACUGUCACUUUCGGUGUUGUCAUGAGUGUUCUAACCUGGGUCCUGGCAGGGCUAGCAACCGUCCCUGAAUUUAUCUUCCAUGAGUCCCAAAAGGAGGACUCCCAACAUGUCUGCUUGCCUCUCUACCCAAAAAACCAAGAACAUAAAUGGAAGCGUUUCCAUGCCCUGAGAAUGAAUAUCUUGGGUCUUGCUCUGCCUGUGCUCAUCAUGGUUGUCUGCUACUCUGGAAUCAUUAAAACACUGCUGAGAUGCCCCAGUAGGAAAAAGUACAAGGCCAUCCGGCUCAUUUUUGUCAUCAUGGUGGUCUUUUUCGUUUUCUGGACACCCUACAACCUGGUCCUCCUCCUCUCUGCUUUUCAAACAGUCUUCUUUGAGAUGAACUGUGAGCAGAGCAAGCAGCUGGACGUGGCCAUGCAGGUGACGGAGGUGAUCGCCUACACGCACUGCUGCGUCAACCCCGUCAUCUAUGCCUUCGUCGGGGAGAGGUUCCAGAAGCAUCUCUGCCACUUCUUCCGCAGGCACGUGGUCACCUACCUGGGAAAAUACAUCCCGUUCCUUCCCAGCGAGAAGUCAGACAGAGCCAGCUUCUCUGUAUCCCCAUCAACAGGGGAGCAGGAAUAAUAAUUUGUAUUUUAAGACAGAUGUGGAAAAUGACCUAAUGUGCUGGACCCAAGGAGCAGAAGCAUUAUGUCGACCACAUUGACCUCAACGCCGGCCCUUAAACUUCCAGCUCAAUGCUGAAACUCUUAAAGACAUUAAAAUAUAUACACAAUGGGGUCAGUAUAUAGGCG
Neogale vison (American mink) is the source of this 1238-nucleotide messenger RNA. RefSeq names its product C-C chemokine receptor type 3. Gene Ontology annotation, molecular function: C-C chemokine receptor activity. Bases 1 to 1068 code for a protein of 355 amino acids. The record is from RefSeq and is a predicted model, not a curated record. Gene Ontology annotation, biological process: inflammatory response; chemotaxis; G protein-coupled receptor signaling pathway. NCBI's taxonomy places the organism in Eukaryota, Metazoa, Chordata, Mammalia, Carnivora, Mustelidae. The transcript has a single exon. Gene Ontology annotation, cellular component: membrane; cytoplasm.